GCGUCGGCGGGGACAACGUGUGUGCGAAAUGUUCGAAAACUAAAAAGUCGUAAACGCAAACAAUUUUCAUCGCGUAAAAAUUUAUCGUGAACAACACACAACGUCACAAAUAUUCGCGGAAAAUGUAACGCAUAUUUUCGGGAAACACCCUGUGUAUCCACCUCAACAACAUCUAAAAAUAAUCAUGUGUAAUGUUUAAUGUAAUAUUCACCGUAAUCUCAUAAUUAUUGAAUAAUUUUAAGUGAUUUUGUGAUAAUUGUACAGUGACGCCAUCUAGCGGAAUUUCCGUGGAGUUUUCUAAUAUUUACCGUGAAAAUUGUGGAAAAACACACACGGGCGACGCGAGUCGAAGAGAAUAUUAAGCAAACAAGAGUUUUGAGUGAGAUUAACACAGAUUCGCGUUUGUUUACGCGCGCGCCGCGCGCCGCCAAGAGAUAAGAGGAAUAAAAUUUGCGCCACACAUGCGAUGAUAACUCCGACGACAUUCGGCUAAUUAUAGUCGCUGCGAUGCGAUAACGUGUGUGUGUCCGGCGCCAUUUUAUUACCGCUGUAAGAAAAUAGGCGAAAACUUUGCAUCUUGCUGCUUAAAAUGUGACUAUACAGUGUGUCAGUGUAUUUAAUAAAUAUUUGUGUAUACAGUGUGUUUAUAUAAAAAAUUAGUGUUCGGUAAUAUUAAUAUUCAAAAUGGAUCUGGAUGAAGAGGAGUUUUUAAGACAACAUGCAUCGUUGUCAAAAGCGGAAUUACGCGAGGAGUUGUUGGCGUUAAUGGCGAAUUUGACACUUGCACCGGAUGAGGAAGUGUCGACGUUGGGUGAACAGGCGUGUCAUCAAAGAUGGGCGAAUGAAACGACAGUGUUUAAUGAUGCGCAUGUGUCAAUUUGCUCCACCCACUAUGAUUCUGUCAUUUGCUGGCCGCCCACGCCGGUGAAUUCCACUGCGGUUGUCAAAUGCUUCGCGGAGUUGAAUGGCAUACGAUAUGAUGAUACAAGUAAUGCAACAAAAGACUGUUUCUCGAAUGGCACGUGGCUGAAAGCGGAGUAUGGCGCAUGCGUGGAGAUAAUGGAUCACACGACGAGUCAUGGGAUUAUUACAACUGCGACGAUUUAUUUUGUGGGGUAUUGUCUCAGUUUGGUUGCGCUUGCCAUCGCUAUAGGGAUAUUUUUAACUUUUAAAGAUUUACGAUGUCUCCGCAACACAAUACACACCAACCUGAUGUGUGCGUACAUGUUCGUCUACUUCAUGUGGAUUCUAACCCUAAUGCUCGAGCUAAACUUCGAGAGCCACCUGGCGUGCAUCGUGCUCAUAAUUCUCCUGCACUACUUUCAUCUGACAACCUUCUUUUGGAUGUUUGUCGAAGGGUUGUAUUUGUACAUAUUAGUUGUGGAAACACUCACCAGGGAAAACUUUAAAGUGAAAGUUUACAUUUUUAUCGGUUGGAUAAUGCCGACAUUUUUCGUCUUUGUCUGGGCGAUAGUAAAAAGUUUUCUACCCGUACAAGACGUUGAGAAUGGCGCACCUAUCACUAUGGACGAAGCAAGUGCGGGUAAUCUCUGGUCGCAUUGUCCAUGGAUGCGUCCACACGCAGUCGACUGGAUCCAUCAAGGACCAACAGUCGCCGUGCUCCUGCUCAAUCUGCACUUCCUGUUGGCGAUCAUGUGGGUACUCAUCACGAAACUUCGUUCGGCAAAUACGCUCGAAACGCAGCAGUAUCGCAAAGCUGCGAAGGCUCUACUCGUCUUGAUGCCUCUACUGGGUGUUACAUACGUUCUCACAAUUGCUGGGCCUACAGCGGAUGAAGCCACGAAAAAUAUUUUCGAUUAUGUUCGAGCUGUGCUACUCUCCACACAGGUUAGUAUAGAAUAACCUAAAAUAACAUGG
Molecule: messenger RNA, 1878 nt
Organism: Dalotia coriaria
Lineage: Eukaryota; Metazoa; Arthropoda; Insecta; Coleoptera; Staphylinidae
Product: diuretic hormone receptor-like
Exons: 8
Coding region: 685-1863 (392 amino acids)
Biological process (GO): adenylate cyclase-modulating G protein-coupled receptor signaling pathway; cell surface receptor signaling pathway
Cellular component (GO): plasma membrane
Molecular function (GO): diuretic hormone receptor activity; G protein-coupled peptide receptor activity; peptide hormone binding
Source: RefSeq, a predicted model, not a curated record